CCUGCUCACAGCAGAGCUGAUGGAGCCACCGAAGCUUCAGGAGCUGGCUAGCACUUCCCUGCUGUCAUCCUCCAGAGAGGAUCUGGGAUUUGGGCUUACUGCUGGCUGCCAGGGAGAGUCUCAAACCAUGAACUAUGUGGGGCAGCUGGCUGAGAGCGUCCUUGUCAAGGUGAAGGGGCUGUACCAGGAGCUGAACCCUGCCACCCUGUCAGGCUGUAUUGAUGUGAUUGUGGUGAGGCAACCUGACAACUCCUUCAAGUGCUCCCCAUUUCACGUGCGCUUUGGGAAACUGGGAGUGCUGCGCUCCAAGGAGAAGGUGGGAGGAAUGUGCUCUCCAGGAAAAUUGGGAGAGGUCCCUUGCCUCAAAGGCUGUGUGGCUGUCAGCCCUGUUGACAUUGAAAUCAAUGGAGAGCCUGUGGAUCUGCACAUGAAGCUGGGAGACAAUGGAGAGGCCUUCUUUGUUGAGGAGUCAGAGGAACUUGAGGGCAGAAUUCCCCUCUUCCUCCGCACAUCCCCCAUCUGCAAGGAGCAGAGCACAGAGGAUGCUGUUCAACCCUCCACCAGUGCUGGAGUGAUCCUGCGCCAGAGGAGGCGACGCAAGAGAAGGCCCAAGAAGAAUGAGGUGUUGGAUUCUGAUUCUGACAGCUGUGAUGAGACCAAAAGUGAGGUGACCAUAAAGGAGCCAGGCAAGCUGCCAGCCCCAAGUGAUGCAGCCUGUUCAUCCUUUGCUGAUCCCCUUGAAGAAGCUGGGUCAUUGCAGCCCCAAGAGAUAAGCCUGUACUCUGAUGGGGAGCUGCUCGAAGGGGACAGCUUCACCCUGAGCCGUCAAUCUUCUCUUAAAAGUGAUUCUGAACUGGAGAUCAAACCACGGGGAAGUUUUUCUCGGGGGGCUGAAUCCUACAUGAAGUGGACCUGGGGAAUGCUCCCUCAGGUGAAUAAAUUCAUGCCAGGUAAACCAGCAAAGUCCACAAAGAGUAUUGCUGCUGCAGCAGCCACCAACUCUGCAACACUGGUGCCAGUGGAUGAUGAAACCCCUCUUGUUGCCACCUCUGAACAUCUGAGAGAGGAUUCAAGCCCAGCAGGACCUCAGGGUAUAUCCCCUUCUUUGUCUGUGUCUGUAUCUGAGCCAACACUUGCACCCCAGGCUGGGAACAGCAUCUCCAGGCUGAAGGACAUCCUCCGUGCUGUCAGGGCAAAGAGAUUUUUGGGGGCCUUCUCAGUCCCACAAGAGAAACCGAAGGGAGAUGUGAAUGAGGUUCAGCCAGAUGUGGAGCCUUUUGAGGGACCUACUGCUCCAAGGCAGGGAGGCUCAGAAGGCCCCACAUCCCAGCUGGAGAGGCAGAGGAGGCAAGGAUCCAUCAAAAGAAGUCCUUACUUGGGUCCCAGUGCCAUUUACCUGGAAGAUUUCUCGGAGCCAGACAAGAAGCCGGUGGCUCUCUAUUUCCCUGAGAGUGACACAGAGCAGAGUUUGAGGCCUGUGACAGACCCCAGCAACCCUCUGUGCACCCAGCUGCCCUCCACCUCGCCUGCCAGCAGCCCCAUGGACUCCGACUCAAUGCCCACUGUUGCCCUGUCACUGUGUGGGGGCCUCAGGGGCAACAGGCAGAUCUCUCAUGAGAAGUUCAUGGAACACAUGGUUUCCUACCAGCAGUUUGCUGAGAAUCCAAGGCUCAUCAGUGACCCAAACCUGGUGAUAAUGAUCAAUAAGAAGUAUUACAACUGGGCUGUGGCUGGUCCCAUAGUCCUGGCCCUGCAGGCUUUCCAGAGGAACAUUCCUGAGAGCAUCAUUGAUGAAUUGGUGAAGGAGAAGAUGUCCAAGAAAGACAGAAGAUGUUACUUCUGGAGGAGGAGAGAAUUCUCAACAGAGGAGCAGCAGCCAAGGCUGAGGAAAGCCAGCGUGGGAGCACUGUGGCGAAGAGGAGCUUGGCAGAGGCAAGAGGAAAAGGAGUCUUCCAGUGACAGUGAGCCCCAGCACCCUGGGGACAUGUUGGCAAUGGUGGGCCCUGCUCAGAAACCUCUGCCAACCAACAAGAUAGGGCAGGAGGAAAAGGAGUCUGAAAAAGAGUCUUCCAGUGACAAUGAGCCCCUGCACCCUGGGGACAGGUUGACAGUGAAAGCCCCUGCCCAGAAACUUCUGCCAGUCUACAAGAAAUCCCUGCGGCUCUCCUCUGAACAAAUUGGAAGGUUGAAUCUGCAGGAUGGCCCCAAUGAGGUGGCGUUCAGCGUGACAACUCAGUACCAGGGCACGUGUCGCUGUGAGGCCACUAUCUACGUGUGGAACUGGAACGAAAAAGUGGUGAUCUCAGACAUCGAUGGCACCAUCACCAAAUCAGAUGCUCUUGGACAGAUCUUGCCACAGCUGGGUAAAGAUUGGACUCACCGUGGGAUUGUUAAACUCUUCCACAAAAUCCACCUGAAUGGCUACAAGUUCCUCUACUGCUCGGCCAGGGCUAUUGGCAUGGCCCACAUCACCAAAGGCUACCUCCAAUGGGUCAAUGAGCAAGGCUGUGGCCUCCCCAUGGGCCCCAUGCUGCUCUCCCCCAGUAGUCUCAUGUCUGCCUUCCACAGGGAGGUGAUUGAGAAGAAGCCAGAGGUGUUCAAGGUCACCUGCUUGACAGACAUCCAAAAACUGUUUGCUACAAAGUGUCCCUUCUACGCGGGCUUUGGGAACAGGCCCAGUGAUGUCUAUGCUUACAAGCAAGUGGGGCUGCCAGAGAGCCGCAUAUUCACCGUGAACCCCAAGGGAGAGCUGAUCCAGGAGCUCAGAAAGAACCAGAAGUCAACAUACGAGCGGCUGUCGGAGCUGGUGGAGAUCUUCUUCCCUCCUGUGGGACAGACGGGGAGCACUGGGCAGGACUAAAUGCUCCAGGUGCACCUCAUCCUCCCUGCUUGCUGCUUGGGCAUUUUGCACUUGGCAUAGAGAUCACCACACCACUUAGCAGGGAGCAAAACGGGAUAAGAGAGAGCUCUGACUCAUCAAAAACUCCACUUGCAAAACACAAACUCCUGA
Molecule: messenger RNA, 3010 nt
Organism: Catharus ustulatus (Swainson's thrush)
Lineage: Eukaryota; Metazoa; Chordata; Aves; Passeriformes; Turdidae
Product: phosphatidate phosphatase LPIN3-like
Exons: 23
Coding region: 20-2860 (946 amino acids)
Biological process (GO): positive regulation of transcription by RNA polymerase II; triglyceride biosynthetic process; fatty acid catabolic process
Cellular component (GO): nucleus
Molecular function (GO): phosphatidate phosphatase activity; transcription coactivator activity
Source: RefSeq, a predicted model, not a curated record